AUCUCUUUCUCCCCGUUCUUCGGACCGGACCCAAUCGAUCCCGCCACGUACUAGACAAGACAAGCUGGUUGAUCACCCUAACAAACUGUACAUGCAGACUAAAAGGCCAUCAUUCCACUGCAAAAGAGAUCAAAAAGGGAAACAAAAAGCAGAAUACAAUCUCUAGAUAUUCGAAUUAAACUUGUUGGCCGAUCCGCCUUGUUUACCCCUCCUCCCCUCAGCCAUGCCUCCAAAGUCGAAGAAAGAACCUAUCAAAAUUAAAGGCACCACCCAAGGUCAAAAGAAAGAAGAGCCAGCUCCCAACUGGCCUCCCCUGCGCCCUCUAGUCCCCGCGUCCGAUCUAUAUCUCGAGUCCCUCGUAGAGGACCAGAUAUACAUCAUUCGCAACUUCUUCACUUCGACCCUCUGUAAAAACUAUGUCUCAUUCCUCGCCUCGCUACCAUUGAUCACCACUCCCAGCAGGCCAAAAAAGGGAGAGGCCGUGCGGGUCAAUGAUCGGUUUCAAAUCGACGAUGCUCGAUUUGCUGAGAUGCUAUGGAGUUCGACAGCACUAAAGGACUUGGUUGAGGGCAGUCUAGACAGCGAUGCCACGCAAGCAAUGCUUCGUCAGACUUGGGGUGGGAAUCCUCUGGGGUUGAAUCCGAAUAUAAGAAUAUAUCGUUAUUCUCCAGGCCAAUUCUUUGCGCAGCAUUACGACGACUCCAACACCCUCACUUUUAAACCGGCCACCCAGAACAAUCCCAUAGCCGCUCGCACGACAUGGACCCUCCUCAUCUACCUCACCAACUGCUCCGGCGGCGAAACCGUCUUCUACCCUGACCCGACACCCACGGAUCGGUCACCGGAACCGAUCUCCGUCGCUCCAGAGGUCGGCAUGGCGCUACUGCAUCGGCACGGUGAGCACUGUUUACUCCACGAGGGCAAGAGAGUCACUAGUGGGGAGAAAUGGGUUGUUAGGAGUGAUUUGGUUGUUGGUCGAUGAGAUGAUGAUGAUUAUGACGAGAUGUUUGUUGUAGA
Paecilomyces variotii is the source of this 1017-nucleotide messenger RNA. RefSeq lists its product as hypothetical. Gene Ontology annotation, biological process: peptidyl-proline hydroxylation to 4-hydroxy-L-proline. Gene Ontology annotation, cellular component: endoplasmic reticulum. The transcript is spliced from 2 exons. NCBI's taxonomy places the organism in Eukaryota, Fungi, Ascomycota, Eurotiomycetes, Eurotiales, Thermoascaceae. Gene Ontology annotation, molecular function: L-ascorbic acid binding; iron ion binding; procollagen-proline 4-dioxygenase activity. The coding region runs from base 224 to 982 and encodes 252 amino acids. The record is from RefSeq and is a predicted model, not a curated record.